AUGAUCAGAAUCCAAAACCCCCAUCCUUUACCCUUUCUACACCAGACUGAAACAUUUCUGCGUGAAGGCACCCUCUGUGACACCAUCCUCAAAGUUGAGGAUCACAUUUUUAAAGUUCAUGCACUGGUACUGUCCUGGGCCAGCAAGAGCCUUGAGCGCCAGCUGACCAACCAAAGUUCAAGCAAGAGCUAUUGCUGCAUCGUGGACGGUGUCCCACCCCACACGGUUAGGCAAAUCCUUGAUUAUGUCUACAGCGCGUGGGUGGAGGUUCCGAAAGGGGACCUGCCAGAUCUUCUUAGAGGGGCGCAGCAUCUGGAGGUACAUUCGCUGAUAGAGCAGUGUCUGGUGCAACUGAAGAUACAAGAAGAGCUCAAACAUGCAAACAAGAGGUUCUCCCCCGAAAUCGACACAGGACAUCGUGAUUCAAGUAAAAAAAUCCCCUCCUCUGAUGAAGCAUCUCUCAGUUCUUCUUCAGAAUCUCCUCCAGUGACACAUUUCGUUUAUGAAAGGUUAAAGCAUGUCACUAGCCAGCCACCUUCACCACAGAAACCCCCUUUGUCCGUUGCUGUAGCAUCUCCCACCUCUUCCAGGGAAUCUGUUUCCACCACCGACUCAUGCUUGACCCCUUCGCUGCCCCAGCUGUCCUCGAUUCGCUGGCCUCCACUUAACCCCUCACGCCGAAUGCUCCUCAGCUAUAGCGACCUUAUAGCAAUUCAGCACAUGAUGGCAUGUUCCUACCCUGCACCCCUGUACCCAUUCUUUCAGCACUCUGUCCAGUUGCACAUGCCCUCUUCUAUAGUGGGCUACUCAGGUUUGCUUCAUCCUCACCAGCACCCUCUUCGUCCUCGGCCUCUGACACUUGAUAGCCCUCUCAUCCCAGACCUCAAAGACAAAAACGACUCCAUCAGUGACGUUCUGCCAGGCGUAGUGACUCAAGACAGAGAAAGGAAGCAAAAGGUGCAGUCAGAGAGGGAGACAAGUUGCAGAAACUGCAGAAAGCCGAUUGUUGAUAUCUCUUGGAGACCGUCGGUCAGGUCAGGAUUCUCAGGUUCAGAGUUGAUGCUGUGUAAAUUCUGUCAGAAAAGUUCAAGGGAAAAGCGAUCGCUGCGCUCACUGCAACGGGGUCUCAAAGGAGAGAAACCUUACCAGUGCAAACACUGCAACAAAAGAUUCAGUCUAAAACACCAACUAGAUACACACCUCAGAGUGCACACAGGUGAGAAGCCAUUCGAGUGUCGGCUGUGUGGUCAGCGGUCACGUGACUACUCGGCCAUGAUCAAGCACCUACGCACCCACAGUGGUGCCACGCCGUAUCAGUGCACUUUGUGUUUAGAGUUCUGUAGCAGCCUGGCUACCAUGCAGAAGCACCUGAAGGGUCACCCGAGUCAGGACUUUCCUCCGAACUGGAGCCUGAGCAGCACCUACCUUUACACCUGUCAUACAUGA
Trichomycterus rosablanca is the source of this 1446-nucleotide messenger RNA. RefSeq names its product zinc finger and BTB domain containing 32 (gene zbtb32). The record is from RefSeq and is a predicted model, not a curated record. NCBI's taxonomy places the organism in Eukaryota, Metazoa, Chordata, Actinopteri, Siluriformes, Trichomycteridae. Gene Ontology annotation, cellular component: nucleus. Gene Ontology annotation, biological process: regulation of transcription by RNA polymerase II. The coding region runs from base 1 to 1446 and encodes 481 amino acids. Gene Ontology annotation, molecular function: DNA-binding transcription factor activity, RNA polymerase II-specific; protein binding. The transcript is spliced from 4 exons.